UGUAAGAAUAAAUUUCUAUGAAGGCCAAUGAAAUAUGGAUGACCAGUUUAAAAGAAAAUCUCUACAACCAAUAGUUAGUUUGGGAGAAAGUUUACAGAAACAUCUCUACUGAAAGACCAAGGGUGCCCAUCAUAUUUUAUAAGAGUCAUUUCUCUUUUUUUUAACAAACCUAGUGGAAAUUACAUGGCUUAAUUAGAUGCAGGAUUUUUUUUUUUUUAAACCCGCCGAUAGACUUUAGAGGAAACAAAACGAACUUAAACAGUUGGCUCGUACUGUACAGAAGAGAUGACAUGGUGACUGCAUAAAUUGAAAUUGGAAACUAAAGGUAUGCUUUUGUGAAGGGGGAAAAAAAAGAGAGCUACAUUUGUUAUUUGGAAUUAAUCCCUUUAACUUUCAGAAUUCUGAUCUAUUAUUUACUUGAAUUCAGGCUCCCUGUGUUCUACCUGUGACAAUUUUAAUCCUUGCUAAAUAGAGAAAAAAGCAUUUAAAGGUGUCCUUGUUGAUUAGAUGAAUUCACUAAGAUGAAAAAUGCUGCAUGGUUUUUUUUUUUUUUUUUUUGUUUUGGUUUUUUUAAUUUGAAAAUACCAGUUGUAUAUGAUUUAAUAUCAUAUAAGGGGCUUCAUUGUCUUGAUUUUUAAAAAAAAUUAUUUGUUUUCAACAGGUGGUCAAAGUCCCAUUAACUGGAUGAUGAUACAGCUUUAAAAUGAAGAAUGACAUAAGAAAUCGUAAAACUGACCAUCUGCAGCAGACUGUGAAAACUGGGAUGUCAAAGCUGGAAAAUGUCAUGGGAGAUUCAGUAAUGAGGUUCCGUCACAUGCCAUCCAGAGCCAAAGUUUUAGUCUUCAUGUCUGCCGUUUUGUCUUUGUUCCUCUACCUUUAUCUGGCCAAGUGGUUGUUCCAAUCAAAUCCUGAGACAGAUUUUGAGAGUCUCCUCGACACGGAGAAAUGCCCAGCCUGCUAUGGUGGAUCAGCAUGUGGAAUGAUCUACUACAAACAAAUUGAGUUUGUUGGGAUGUCUAAAUUCAGAGUUCUGGACAUCUUAAAUGGCAAGAAUGUUCAUGUGGGAUCAGUGCGACCCAACGGUAAAGAGAUCGUCAUGAAGAAACUGGCCACUGACACAGAACUCAAGGACUUGGAUGCGAGACUAUGCAAAGACGCCAUGCGUCCAGAGGGGUGCGACAUUGCCAGGGUUCUGGUACGAACCAACAUGGCAUCUCAUCUCAAUACCGAGCCCGUUAAGCCAGACCUUCUUAAGGGCACUGGCUCUUUCAUGUUCAAGUGCCCCAGUUACAGGCUGCUUGACAGGGUUUGGUCAUACUUCAAGGAAUUCAAGAAAAAAAAAGAAAUUUUCUUGUCAGAUAAAAUGCAGGUCUUGUACUCAGCAUUGAUAAAUGCAGAAGGUUUGAUGCUACAGGUAAAAAAAAAAAAAACAUCUAAAAUACUAAUAAUUAUUAACUUUAAGAUGCUUUAUGGAUGGCAAUAGUCAAAAUCAUUAUUCACUGUCAUUUUUUUAAUGUGUUAAAUGGAUGGAAGGGGGGAGGGGGCGUUUAAUAUUUGAUGAAAUUCAGAAUUGAUAUUGUUUACAGCACUAUAGACACAGAAUGAUAGCUUUGAAUAUUGUUUGUAGUGUCGUAGAUACAGGUACACAAAAUGAUAGCCUUGACCAUUUUUCGCUUCAGACUUUUCCCAAAUCUGAAGGGUGGCCCUUUCCUGAAUACAUUGGAUCGUGUGGGCGAGUUAUAAUAGUUGAGGAUACCGGUCGACCACUGUCUGAGUUUGUUUCAUCCUCCUUUCACAUAAGAGUAAGUUUAGCACCUCCUCCUUUCAAAUAAGAGUAAGUUAGCACCUCCUGUCACAAAAGAGUAAGUUUAGCACCGCUUGACUAAUCAUUAAGUCUGAUAUCAUUAAGUAUUUUCUGCAUUUCGCGAUGUUUUGCCCCCAUAUGGCUUAGUUCAUUAAACUAUGCAAGCUAGUUGUAUGCAUAGUGACACUUGAAUCAUAUUUAUGAUGGAGGACUUGUUGAUUUUGCUGGGAUUUGAACCCCAGACAAUUUAGUUACAAAACUUUGUGUCUUCUGAUGUUUGAAUAAAGCUUGUUUUUUUUUGUCUGCAGGCCAACAUUGCGUAUGAACUAAUGAAAAUUGCAGAAAAGUUGACCACAAUGUCUGACUUUGGCCUGUACCUAACGGAUGUCAACCUGGAAAACUUUGUUGUGGAUCCCAGCGGAAGAGUUACUGUCGUCGACCUUGAAAAUAUCAUUGUUGUUGACAAGCUUGCCAUACAAGCAAGUGGGUACACAAUGUUACUUACCUUGGUUCUUUUGAUUGUCAGGAACAUUUGGUAUGAUUUUGUUCUAUCAUUUGCCUACAUCCUGAAUAUUCCAACAAAAUUGUGAGAAAUUUUAUACAAAGUUUUUUUAUAAAGCAGUUGCUUUUUUUUUUAGAUAGUAAUUGAAGGACUGCAUUCCAGCUUUGUGAAUGAAAUAGUAAAACAAGCUUGAAUCAAGCUUCAACAUACUGGUACUGGUAGCUUGUUUUUACUAUUUCAUUUUUUUAAAUAUUGGGGUUGCUACAUAGAUUUCUAAGGUUGAUAUCUAUCCAAGAAAUCAAUGUUCAACUACUCAUUUUAAUUUCUUUUUUUUUUUUAUAGUUUUUUUUUUAAAUCCUAAAUUUGUAUGUACAUUUGAAUGUAACCACAGAAAAGCCUAAAGGCUGGAAUGAGCCACUGGAGGCACCGUUCAGUGACUGCGAUGGGAAGAACUGCCUCAUUUUCAAUGCAGAUGAGAUGUGCACCCACGUGAACAGCGACCACAACUACAAUGCCAUCUGUAGGAACCUUUUGUCUCACUACGCUGUGGAGGACAGAAUGCCCAAUGGGUUUCUGCAUGACAUGCCAAUAGAAGCUGAAGAUUAUUGGGACCUGAGUAAGUCAAGAUGACCACAUGCACAUGCAAUGUGAUCAUCAAAUUUAUUAGCAAUGGUAUCAUCUGAUUUAAUAGCAAUUAGAUACUCAGAUUUAUUAGCAAUGGGAUCAUCAGGGUUAUUAGCAAUUAGGAUCAUCAGAUUUAUUGUCAAUGCGAUCAUCAGAUUUAUUAGCAAUGGGAUCAUCAGGUUUAUUAGCCAUGGGGUUAUCAGAUUAAUUAGCAAUGGGAUCAUCAGAUUUAUUGGCAAAGGGGUCAUCAGGGUUGAUAGCAAUGGGGUUAUCAGUAGUAUUAGCAGUGAUCUCAUCAGAUUUAUUAGCAAUGAUAUUAUCAGAUUUAUUAGCAAUGGGAUCAUCAGAUUUAUUGGCAACAUAAAGGAGGGUUGAAGACAUCAGGAGUGCAGCUCAAUCACCUUGUAUUAUGAGUUAAUAUUAUUAACUAUUAGCCAAGCUUUGUUGUUUUGAUUCCUAUGAAAGGUUCACAUUUUUUUCCCACAGAAAAUCUUCUUGAAGAAUGUGCAAGACCACAGCACAAAGAAGGCAGAUGGAAGGUGAAAGAUAAAAUUAUGCACGCCCUGGAUGCGCUGAAGGAUGGGAAGAAAGUUCACAGUGAGACUAAGCAAGGCAGGGAGGUCAAUAGUCAGACUAAGCUUGGGAGGGAAGUCUGAGGUGUUUGAGAAUUGAGACUUUCAUCAAGAAAUGUGUGUGCCUGUCAGAAUGCAGUGUGUGAUGGGUUCGGGGAGGGGGGGCGCACGCGUUUAAAUGUAAUUGAGAUGGGAAAUCCAACACUAGUAGAAAAUGGAUGCUUGGAAAGACAUUUAAGGAAAUAUAAAAACUGAAAGACUAAUGUGUUCUCCAAGUAAAGUUUAAACAAAUAGGGUCUAGUGAUUGAGUUAUGCCAAUCAUCUGAUUUGUUGAUGCUAAUGAAAUUUGACAAAUUCAAUGAAACUUGGUGGAAAAUCAAAUAUAGGAAGAGUAUGUUUAUGAAUUAUUGAAUUCUUGUGUAUUCAUCUAUAUGUAUAUAUUAGAAUAAUUGGUCAAUGGUUGUGUGCUGAAAAUAUGGAAGUAGUUACUGAGCUCUGUGGAGUGCCAAUGCCUGUUUGAAAAAAAAAAUUAUAUUCACGCAUACUUUUUGGAAUCAUGGAACGAGAAUGAAUGAUGCUUAACUAUCAGCUGACAGUCUUGCUUUGCACACAUUUUUUUCAGUUGACAGACCCCCUUGUUAAAAGCUAUUGUAAAAAUUUAACAUAACGAUUCAGUUUUUGGUCAAAAUGAGUCCUGGUUACGAUUUGUUCCACGCUUGACUCUAACAAUGAGAGUAUUUCUUUUUCAAUCGUGCAAUGCAGCAUCCAGAACACAACUCAGUGUGUUACCGUACAUGUAUUAGAUUUGAACAGACAGCCCUUAUAUGGGAUGUUGAUGUGGCUCUGUAUACAGUGGGAUGAGACACAUGCAAAGAGAUAUGAUUACUCAUUAGCAGGACACAAACAUAAGAAGAAAAAAGGGUUUUUAAUAAUGUAUCAGGACUUUAGAGGGCUGGUUUUUUCCUAAGAUUUUUUUUUAAUGAGAAAGCAAUAAGAAUACUAUAUGUUUUAUUAUAAAAUGCUUUUAUAUGUUUUCUUAAAUUUAUAUAACAUUCCCUUAUUCAUAAACAACAAUGUGAAAUAUGUACCUUAUAUGAUUAUGAUGAUGCUUACAUUUAUUAAUAAAUACGAACAAUGUUAUUUUAAUAAGAGAAGUUGUUGUUAGACCUCUUAUCGUCUACAUUAAAUAAAUUUUAUUUUACAUCAAUUUUUGACAUGCAUGCCUGCCUGUUUAAGUCUCGAAGAAGAGGAAGAAUAGGAUGGAAAUUUAUUCUUUAUACAAUUUAAAGCAUUUUGUUUACCAUAGUGAAUGACGUACAUAGAAUUUGAUAUUUCAUUGUAUACACAGGCUAGAACUAAUUAAUUUGAUAUUGGAGGUUAAUUUUACAUUUUACUAAAGAGUUGUU
Molecule: messenger RNA, 4908 nt
Organism: Lymnaea stagnalis (great pond snail)
Lineage: Eukaryota; Metazoa; Mollusca; Gastropoda; Lymnaeidae
Source: the annotation of a GenBank genome assembly